AUGCUUGAAGACUCGCAACACAAAGGCACCCUUCUCCUUGUGAUGACUGCGGAUGGAUUGGCUGAUGUAGAUAAAGAGCUCCUCCCGAGUGGAAACUUCCGAAUAGAAAUUGGAACUGGAAUACUGUGUGAUGUGGAACACGACAUGUAUGACGAUAGUCGAGUUGUCACCAAAGUGCACGGUCUCACCGGUUGGAUAGUCCCCAAAGCGAAAAGAGAGUUUUGGUAUGAGUGCCCGCUGGGACGUCAUGUUGUGGAUCGCCCCGUUUUCCAAAUAAUAUUGGAUCUGGAUGCAGAAAUUCUUCGUCAAAAUGACAAUGACUCAACUCGUGUUUAUAGUCAUGACCAAUUAGAAGCGGUACUAGUUCCUUCGAAAUUCUAUCGGGACCAGAGUUCUACAAAGAUUCCUAUUGAAGUCUACAAAUCACCCCCUUUCUUCCAUGAAUGGAAAACAUACGAUAUUGAAAACGCUAUCUUAGAAGAAAAAGAGGAUGAAAAAUGCGAGGUGGAUGCGAAAAUCACUCUCGAAUUGGAGAAUUACUUGCUCAAAUGUAGCAACAAAAAACUGGUCAAACAAUUGAGAAAAGAUAUGACCAAGAUAGAAGAGUUGGAAACAAAUCAAAGAGUUGGAAAAUUUCGAGUAGGCACACGAGCGUAUAGAGCAAAAAUAAGAAUGACGAUUCAAAAAUACGGCCAAGUGGAAAAUACUGCCAAUUGGAGCGAUUCGGAUUGA
This is a messenger RNA of Caenorhabditis remanei, 732 nucleotides long. RefSeq lists its product as uncharacterized. NCBI's taxonomy places the organism in Eukaryota, Metazoa, Nematoda, Chromadorea, Rhabditida, Rhabditidae. The record is from RefSeq and is a predicted model, not a curated record. Bases 1 to 732 code for a protein of 243 amino acids. The transcript has 6 exons.